AAGUAGUUCAAGUCUCGAUCGGCAAGCAUGCAAACAAACAGCUGACAGUAUUUGUUUUUGUUAAUCUCGUUCUGAACAAAAAUUUCGAUGUGAGAUGGAGCAAAUAAAUGAAGACAUAUGGAUAAAUAUACUAAAGUACCUGCCCAUGUGUGAUCAGCUUUCGCUGGCCCAAGUCAACCAGAAUAUAUCGUCCUACGUGAAGUAUCAAUGGGGUCACCUCAAAACAGUGACCCUGGCCCGUGAGGAUCUGGAAUUUCUGGACCGGAAUAGGAAACUGAUGCGGGAAUGCCUGGGUGGCUGGUCGGCAACAGUGGAGCAUCUGAGUCUGCCAAGUGCCAGCAGUGAUUUGCUUAGGAAGUGGACCGAAUACAGCUUCCCACACCUUCGAUCGCUGCACUGCUACAUGGACUACAACCUCGAGGAGGCGGACGAGGAAACCCUUCUGCUUACCAAGUUGUUUCCGCUCCUGACCAAGCUGUCACUCUAUAGCAGCACCACAGGUCGUCAUUUGUGGCACUGGAGGCAACUGAAGGAGUUGAGUCUACACUGGUGUGAGUAUCUGGACCCGGAUAAUUUCGCGGAGAUCUUUGGCAGCCUAAAGCUGACCAAGCUGUCUUUGCUUUACUACGGAUACAACGUGAACUUGGGCGAAAAGGUUGUAGAUAUAACCCGGUGUAGCACGCUUGAAGAGCUCCACAUCGACGACCACCAUUUGUUGGGCGAUUUCCUGCCACGACUGAUGAAUCUGCCGCACUUUCGCCGUUUGGCCUUUUACACGCGGGACUACUAUGAGUUUUUGCUAGGUUCGGUGGCCAGGCACAAGCCGCUGAAGGUUCAAUCGCUUCUCUUCAACGACUCCUUCUGGAGCAGUGAGCGGGUGGCGGAAAGUAUGCUGCAUAUGACCAAUCUCCGUCGGCUGGUCCUGCAGGAAGAUGACAUCGACUCGCAGCAGCUGCACAACAUCUGCCACAAAUUGCCAAAUUUAGAAGAGCUGCACCUUUUGGCGAUGCGAGAAGUUCCCUCUCCCAGCCAUCUAUGGAACUCUAUAGGUCACUGCCACUACCUGAGGAUCCUAAACCUAUCCUCUACCAAGCUGAGCAGCCAGUGGGUGGAUCUCAGAAACUCCUGCCUGUCAAAAGUUCUGCUUAGUCGCAGGAUUCCGCUGACCCUGCAUCUCCACAACACUGGAUUGGAUGCCAGUAAAGUUCUGCGGGAUUUCGAUUGUGCUUCUCUAAAAAUCUCCUUUGAGCCCAUACAUUUGAAUAUUUGGAGUUCCCGAUUUGUGGAAAUCGAAUUCAGUCCAGACUCGUAGUAGUCAUUUAAAAACCUAAAAUGGCAUUUGUUUCUACCUCAAUCGACAAAUAGGCGUAGAUGGCUAUCAAUCCAACUGAUGAUGGAGAUCCAGAUUAUACAUUCUCACUAAAGUAUAAUUUCCUUUGCAAGGGAAUAGAGUCAAAUAGAUCGUAUCAAAAUCAAGUAAACAAUAUGUGUUUUAAACAUUAAUUUAAAAGCUCCAUAGGUAUCACCAAAUUU
Drosophila erecta is the source of this 1533-nucleotide messenger RNA. RefSeq lists its product as uncharacterized. Gene Ontology annotation, molecular function: protein binding. The record is from RefSeq and is a predicted model, not a curated record. NCBI's taxonomy places the organism in Eukaryota, Metazoa, Arthropoda, Insecta, Diptera, Drosophilidae. Bases 95 to 1312 code for a protein of 405 amino acids. The transcript is spliced from 3 exons.